Nomia melanderi (Alkali bee) is the source of this 5076-nucleotide messenger RNA. Its product is annotated as tRNA (guanosine(18)-2'-O)-methyltransferase TARBP1. Lineage: Eukaryota; Metazoa; Arthropoda; Insecta; Hymenoptera; Halictidae. Gene Ontology annotation, biological process: tRNA methylation. Gene Ontology annotation, molecular function: tRNA (guanine) methyltransferase activity; RNA binding. The record is from RefSeq and is a predicted model, not a curated record.
CAUUCGUCUUUACUGUCAGAAAAUACAAACGUUCUCUGAAACUGGCGAGUGUUGAAAUCCCUUCGUAAUUGAGGGUCACUAUAGCUUGAGAUGCAUGAAUUUUAUUGCCAAAACAGAAUUCUUUAUUUUAAUAAUAUUAUAAAAUUCUUUAUUAUACAACAAAGAAUUUUUUUAUACAUAUAUUUUCAGGUACCCACGUGUACUUUUAUUGGUUAUGUAGAUUCAUAUUGUUAUUAUAUACAAUAACAUAUGAAUAAAAUAAAAACUUGUACUGUUUUUAAUAAGGUAAAAUAAUAUCUAAGUUUAAAAAAGUAGUUAUAAUUUUUUACUAAAACAUACUUUUUGUCAAGUUAUUUUUCCUAAAAUACGAUACAUCUAACUUGCGUAAACACGAAUAUUCUUAUAAGAUAAAUACAUUGACAUUAAGUUCCAAUUGAAACAGAGUUGGUAACCACUGUAACACAAUGGAUUUACACAAACGGUACGUGCAUUUUCCAAUAACGGAUUUGUCGAUAUUGGAAUUAUUAGAUACAGCAUUUAAGGAUGAACCAUUUUCAUUAUUACACCGUUUAAUUAAAUAUUAUAUCGACGAAGUAAACAAGGAUACUUUGGAUAUAAAAAAAUUGAAAACGUUUCGUACGAUUUUAUGUUACGAAUAUCAACUCCUAUUUAAUUCUGAAAGAAAAUAUGCAAGGACAGUAUCAAAUGAACUAUGUUUCAACAAAAUAAAAAAUGUUUUAUAUUUGAGAAAACAAUUCCAGAGUUUUACAGAUUUAUCGAUUUUAUAUGAUAUUAUAGUUUUAUAUACAGUGCUCUUUUGCAAUUUACAAUGUCUUGAACAACAUCUAAUGAAUUUUCAAAAAUCAUUUUUAUUAAUCUCAUUGGAUAAUGAAGACAGAUCAUGUUAUAUGAAAAUACUGGAAUGCUUUUUGGACUCAUUGCAAUUAAAACAAUUGCUAAAAAAUAAUACAGAGUCACAUUUAGCGGAAAAUUUUUAUUUGUAUUAUCAGAAAGAUAUACAAGUAUGGCUAGAAAUAAAAAGUAAUAGAGAAUGGCAAUCUUUUGCUUCAAUAUUCCCAAAAUUAAUGAAUACUUUUGGACCUGAUAAAAUUGUACCCGCUGUAUUAGAUUUUAUUUUAAAUAAAAUGGAUGAUGUACAAGAUUUACUUAGUGUACUAAGUAUUAUCAUUGAUGCAUGUCUUUCUGAAAAGUUCAAAAAUACAAGUUCAAUAUACCACAAGUUAUGUUAUACUGAAAACUUAUGGUUAGUAAUGAUAAAAAGUUUAAAAUCUCCUGUACAACAAUACCGUAAACAAGGAUUAUUUAUAAUGAAACGAAUAACAGAUUUCAUUAGCACUUUAAAUGAAAAUGCAUUAAAUUUGGAAAAAAUUAAAACUGUACCAUUUAUAUGUAAACAGUCAAUUAAAACACAAAUAUUAAUAAGUGAUAUUAGGCAAAAAUUCUUUUUGGUACUAGAAGCUUUAGAAGAAAAGCAAUAUCAUUUAAUUGCACCAGCUUUAACACAUAUACCAAAUUUAGUGAAAGGGAGUAAGGAACAUGCAUUGUGCAAUGAGUGCUUCAGUACUACAUGGUUGCUAUUAAUUUUUGAAAGAAUGUUAAAGCAUGAAAAUAAUGCUAUAGUAAAGCAAGGAAUACUUUAUGUUUGUCGAUUUCAUGAAGUUUUAUAUGAUUAUCAAUUUUUAAAGUUAUUUAUACACGUGUUAAAUAAUACGUUCUUAUAUGAAUGUCAAUUGUACCAAAAGGAACCAGAAAUACUAUAUGAAAUCACAACAUUACUUGUACAUAUAAGAGAAAAAACAGUUGAAUUUAUAUCUAAAUUCCUAAAAGCAAUAAGCGAGGAAAUAUGGGCUCCUAUUCCGCUAUUUUAUAUGAUGUUAAUUUUAAGAAUAGUUACUAAUAAAACUGCAAAUUCUUGGGGAGAGAAUGACUUAAUUGCAAUUAAAUCUUUUGUACAGAAGAAUUUACAUGCGCAUUCACGCAUUUUAAGAGUUGCAUCACAAAUUGAACUCAUAAGGACUGUUCCACUUUCUUUAGAGAGAAUACAUGAUUUGAAAAUUUUAAUAAAUAUGUUAUUGGAAUUUCCUUCUAAUGAAGCUCUUGUAAGAGGUUCAUUUUCAUGGAAUAUUAUAACAAAAUACUUAAAAAUUGCAGUAACAGAAACAGAAGUAUUAAGUUUUAUUAAAAGUUUAUGUGACGAACACUUACAUCAUGAUACAUGUAUAAAAAUGAAUCCUGCAAAGUUUGCCCUUACUAUUUUUAUCUUGUACGAUGCAGAGUUAAUACUACAUAAAAAAAUAUGUUUAGCAGAACAAAUACUAAAUUAUUGGUUAUCAUUACUCAAAGAUUGUAAUGUAAGGCCUUAUAUCAAUUUUGAACAUAUUCUUUACAUCAUAGAAGUUAUGUCACAUUUGCUUAAUUUAAGUGCAAAGGAAAAUAAAAGAAUCAUACAGUUACUCUCUCUGUAUAUUAACAAUGCUUUACAAUUUUUAUUAAAAAAUAAUAAAAAUAUACCAUUUAAAUGUAAUUACGAAGAAGUAAAAAAAUGUAUGACUGUAAUUGUUUUAUUUCUCAAUAAUGGAGAUUUGAUUCUGUCAAAAACAGAAAUCUUGAAUUAUGUUGAAAAAUUUAAAUAUGAUAGUGCACAAAUUCUCAAAAACAUAGAACAGUUUACAAAUAUGCAUUACAUGUAUGCAUUACAUAUUUUAUAUUAUACUCAAAACAUAUUAAAUAUAGAUGCUACAGAAUUUUAUGGACAAUCUUUGAUAAAUAAAUGUCAUACUUAUAUAUCUGGUAAUAAGGAAGAUCAAAUGGAUUCGAAGGGAAAAAUAGUCUCGCAUUGCUAUUUGUUAUUAGCGAAACUUACAAAUCAAUUCUUAUCGAAAAGAGAAGUAAAAUUAUGGCCAGAAAAUAUUGAUUGGUUUAAACAUAUUUUAUACAUUUAUGAAAUGGGAGGAAAUGAAAUCAUCCCAGAAGUAGCAGUGACCUUAAAAAUAAUUGUUGAUAAAAGAGGAAUAAAUGAUUCUGAAAACAUAUCAAAUUUAGAAUCUAUUUUUACUAUAAUUUGGAAAUCUACCUUGUUAAGUUCAAAAAAUAAGUUGUACUUUUUAUCAAUAAAAAAUCUUCUUGGAGUUAUUAUAAAUAGCAAUUUUCUGGUACUUCCGAAUGCUAUAAAUCUUCUGAAUCAUUUUCUCAGUCAGCUACUUGAAGAAAGUAACAAAGUGCCAAAAUUAAAGGCAAUUUUAUUGAAUGAAAUGAAGCUAUUAAAUGUAUACUGCUUAAGGAAUUUACAAGAACCAUUAUUACUGUGUCUUCUUCAUGGAUAUGCACUUCGAAAGGACAAGCAAAUAGAAAAUCAAACAUGCUCAUAUAUUAUAAAACAUUAUGAAAGUCUUUAUCCACAACAUAUUUCAGUGAUAGAUCAUAAUAAUGACGCUAGUAUCAGAGCACUUUCUGUUAUACUAUUGCACAAAAUAAUUACUACAGAUGUUGAAUUUAUACCUGCAUUUCUUCCAAUCGUUUUACAGAAGUUAGAAGAGUAUAAAAAUAAACGAUAUUUUAAUAAUUCUUAUGCACAUAAGAUGAAACAUCGAAUCAUGCAAACCUUAUUAAUAUUACAGCCUGUUCUGAAUGAGAUAGAUACAACAACUGUAGUAGAUCUACUGUGUAAACUAAUGAUUUUGGAAAGCAACCAACACAGUGUGCGAUUAAUGCAAGAAUGGUUACUAAUUAAAAUAUUUGUGGAGAAUGAGAAUCUUCGUCAUAAAUUAUGGAAAUUUUUUGAAGAGGCUAUUACAACACGUCCAGGAUGUACUAGUUCGAUAGCAUGUAUAUUUUAUCAUGUUGCAAAGUUACUUUCCAACAGUGAUCAACGUACUUUUAUUUCGAUGGGAAUACCAUACAUCGCGCAUUGCUGCUUAGGACAGCAAUAUAAUAUGCGACUUUAUAAUGAAGUGAUUUUUAUACAACUGUUUAAUAUAUUAGAAAGCUUAAACUGUGAUAAUAUUACUAAUGAGUAUAGAGGAUUAUACAAAGCUAUAGUAGAGCAUUUUAAAGAUGAAAAUGCAAUAAAAAGUUUAACUAAAAUUCAAGAUGAUUUUUACCUUUCCACGUUUCAUGCUUCAGACGACUAUAGUCUGCAGACAAUAUAUUUUGAAUUACCUCGAUUAACUGAUAUGGAUCCAAAUGAAUGGAUUUGUCCAGAUGUAUUUAAACAACUGAACUUUACACAAACUCAAAAUCAUCCUCUUCAGAUGCUUAAUUUAAACUCAUCAUUAUCAGAAAUUAAAACAUCGUUAUACAUCAUGAAAUCCACAACUGAUUUUUCUAUAAAACAUUCUGAAAUGAAUAUUGAAGAACUAAGUAAUGUUCAGAAGAAAAUUGACCCCUCUGUAUCUGCAAAUUUAUUACAUAAUGACAUUUUUCCAACAAUCAGGGAAUCUAUUUCUCAGAAGAGAAUAUUAUCUGAUGAUGAAGGUAUUAUAAUUGUAGCAUGUCUCAUUGAUAGUACUCCAAAUUUGGGAGGACUUGCACGUACUUGUGAGAUUUUCAGAGCGAAAGAACUAGUUAUUGCUAAUUUAAGUCUAAUAAAAAAUAAAGACUUUCAAAAUCUCAGUGUAACAGCCGAAAAUUGGAUAAAUAUUACAGAGGUGAAGCCUCAUGAAUUGAACAAAUACCUUUUGGAAAAAAGGAACAUGGGAUGGUCAUUAGUAGGUGUAGAACAAACAGUUAAUAGUACAAACUUAUUAAAUAUGAAAUUUAAGAAAAAAUCAAUUCUUGUUUUAGGAAACGAAAAGAAUGGAAUUCCUGCCAACUUGAUACCUUUGUUCGAUACUUGUAUAGAAAUACCUCAAGUUGGAGUAAUUCGUUCAUUAAAUGUUCAUGUUAGUGGAGCUAUAUGUAUAUGGCAAUAUGCAAUGCAACAUGUAUUCUGUCUAUGAAUACUUAUGAAUAAUAUCCUACUUUUUAGUACUAUAAUACAAAAUAUUAAUAAAAACAUACAUGAGAAUUAUGUAAAAAUUUAUAAAACUGAAAUAAAAGAAUGAUGUAACAAAAUAA